Dermatophagoides pteronyssinus (European house dust mite) is the source of this 996-nucleotide messenger RNA. RefSeq names its product meiotic nuclear division protein 1 homolog. NCBI's taxonomy places the organism in Eukaryota, Metazoa, Arthropoda, Arachnida, Sarcoptiformes, Pyroglyphidae. The record is from RefSeq and is a predicted model, not a curated record. Gene Ontology annotation, molecular function: double-stranded DNA binding. Gene Ontology annotation, biological process: reciprocal meiotic recombination.
UUUUUUUUUCUCGGAAAUCGCGGUGUUGCAUUCGAAUGUAAAUCUCAAUUUACAUGAUCUUUCUGCGUUGGUUUUGUUUCAAAAAUGUCUAAAGGCAAAAAAGUAACACAAGAAGAAAAACGAAAUCGUUUGUUAGAAUUUUUUCAUGAAAAAAAAAAUGCUUUCGUUCUGAAAGAGGUAGAAAAAAUUGCCUCGAAAGAAAAAGGAAUUCCCGCACAAACAAUUAAAGAUAUAUUGAAUUCAUUAGUCGAUGAUGAUCUUGUCGAUACGGACAAAAUUGGUACAUCAACCUAUUUUUGGUCAUUCCCAGGUAAAACAUAUCAAAAGAAAUUAACCGAGUGUAACAAACUGGAACAAUUGAUCAUUGAUCUACAGGAACAAUCAAAAAAAUUGGAUGAUGAAUUGUCGACAUUUAUUAGCCACACCAAUAAUAACGAUGAUGAUAAUAACCAACAACAACAAGUGAAUGAAAAUAAACUUCGUGCUGAACUACAAGAAAAUAUAAUGAAAUUAGAGCAAGAAAAACAACAAUUACAAAUGGAAUUGGCCAAAUUCCAGAAUUAUGAUCCAGCUAGUGUUGAACAAUUGGAAAAUGAAUGCUGCACAGCACGAACAGCUAUUGAACGUUGGACGGAUAAUAUAUUUCAGUUACGUACUUGGUCAAAAAAUCGUUUUCAAAUCGAUUUAUCCGAUGUUGAUAAAGGAUUCGGUAUACCGAAUAAUUUCGAUUAUUAUAAUGAUGAAUGAAUGAAUGAAUGAAUUGAUUUGAAUCAGCUAAAAAUAGAAUCCAUAAAUACUUAAAUCAAGCCAUCAAAAUCAUAAUUUUUUUGAACAAAAAAAAAAGAUUUAUUGUUCCGUCAAUUCAUCAUAUAUAGAGAUUAUAUAAUAACCGGAUCUCUUUUUUCAAGAAAAAAAGUGUCAUGUAAAUACACUUGUUGUGUGGUCUACAUUAUCAUCAUCAUAAUCAUAAUAAUGUUACAAUAUCCUGGUCUGGAA